Messenger RNA from Diatraea saccharalis (sugarcane borer), 5637 nucleotides. The record is from the annotation of a GenBank genome assembly. Lineage: Eukaryota; Metazoa; Arthropoda; Insecta; Lepidoptera; Crambidae.
GUAAUACUACCGAACGAGACGAGAUUUCUGUCGUGUAAAAAGUAAAUGUCUGUCGUGGCGCGGCUCUACAUAUUUGGAAGACACUUUGUUUCAUAUUCGAGUUAAUAAAUAAUGUUAAAGGGGAAUGUGUAAUUAAAACCAUUGAGGUACUGUUACAGUACCCGUACCUGAGCUACGUAGAUCUAAAAUAAUUACUUUGAAAACUUCUAAUUAUCGCUUCAACCUGUUGAUGAUACUAAAUCAAGAUGGCGGAAGCUCACUCAGCUGUUGCAUUUUCUUUUGCGAUUACCCAUGAUGGAUGGGACGUCAACUUUGACCGUGAGGUUCUAUAUUUGGUGUGGGAAUCCGGUCUUCGUUCCUGGAAAAAGCGACUGGCGAGAUUUAGGAAUAGUGUUCACAAUGGUGUAUAUCCUGGACAUCUUCAGUCUCUUUACGUACUAUGGAGUCUUCUGGUUGCUGCCCAUUUUGGUGGCUUCAAUAUACCAUUCGGACUCGUUCAAAAGGCGUUAACGAUACUUCCUGGCACUUCUACUUUGUGGCAAAUAAUAGCUUGCCUACUAGCAGCCUUGACAAUGUGGCUAUCAGUUAUUUUCUUAAUGAGAUAUACACUCAAACUACUGUUAAUGUACAAGGGGUGGAUGUACGAGUCUAGAGCCCCUGGCGCGAAGAUAUCAUUGAAAACAAAAUUGUGGGCCAGCAUUGUUAAAGUUCUCUCUGGCUGGAACAAACCUAAACUUUAUAGUUUUCAAGGAUCUUUGCCGAGACUACCUUUGCCCUCUGUCGAAGACACCAUGCGACGGUAUCUAAUUAGUGUCCGUCCGCUUUUGGACGAUGAGAAUUACAAAAGAGUAGAAAGGCUGGCAAAAGAAUUUGAAGAGACUAUUGCAGUAAAGUUGCAACGUUAUCUCAUUUUGAAAUCAUGGUGGUCUAGCAACUACGUGUCUGAUUGGUGGGAGGAGUACGUGUAUUUACGUGGUCGUUCACCACUAAUGGUCAACUCCAACUUCUAUGGCACCGACGCUAUCUUACUGAACAACACAUCCAAACAGGCGGCCCGUGCUGCGACCUUCAUAUAUCUUUGCAUGAGGUUCAGGAGGCUUAUUGACAGACAGGAACUUGAACCGAUAAUGCUGCAGUCUAUGGUGCCGUUAUGUUCAUGGCAAUACGAGAGAUUGUUCAACACGGUCCGAGUGCCCGGUAUUGAGACAGACAAAAUUGUCCACUACCAGGACUCGAACCAUGUAACCGUACAUCACAAGGGAAGGUACUUCAAAGUGAUCGUGUACUCCAGAGGUCGCCUGUUGAAGCCAUGUGAGAUUCAAGCUCAAAUUCAGCAGAUUCUUGAUGACGAUUCUGCACCGGCGGUGGGUGAAGAGAGACUAGGCGCCCUUACGGCAGGUGAACGCUCUCACUGGGCCCAUAUACGUCAGACUGAAUUCAACCGUGGCCACAACCGGACCUCGUUGCAUUGCAUUGAAAGGGCAGCUUUUAAUGUUUGCUUGGACGAUGAAGAGUAUGGUUUUGAUGAGAAAGAUCACUCCUCGUUAGAUAAAUACGGUCGUAUUCUAUUGCACGGCAAGGGCUGCGACCGCUGGUUCGAUAAAUCCUUCAACCUCUGCUUUAGCACCAAUGGCUUCGUUGGCUUCAACGCUGAACAUACAUGGGCGGACGCGCCAGUGAUGGGUCACCUUUGGGAGCACGUCAUUUGGUCUGAACUCGAACUCGGAUACGACGAGAAUGGCAACACUAAGGGCACGGUGGAUACCCCCCCGCCGCCACCCAUCCGCUUGCAGUGGGAACUGGAUAAGGAAGAUAUCUUGAGCGCAAUCGACGUCUCCUACAACGUCGCACAAAAACUACUUAAUGAUGUCGAUCUGAGAAUCCUUAUGUAUACGAAAUACGGAAAAGGAUUCAUGAAGAAAUGCCGCGUGUCCCCCGAUGCGUACAUCCAAUUGAUACUGCAACUGUCGUACUAUCGCGACGCGGGCCGCUUCUGUCUCACAUACGAAGCAUCUAUGACCCGCAUGUUCCGCGAGGGGCGCACGGAAACUGUGAGACCUUGCACCAUAGAGAGCUCCGCUUGGGUAAAGGCGAUGGUCGAUCCCAAUGUUUCGGUGGAGGAACGCAUGGAGCUAUUCCUGAAGGCUAGUCAACGGCACCAGCUCGGCUACCAGGACGCGAUGUCUGGACGCGGCAUAGAUCGUCACCUGUUCUGUCUCUACGUAGUCUCCAAGUACUUGGAGCUAGAGUCCCCAUUCUUGCAAGAGGUGUUCAAUGAACCCUGGAGACUAUCCACCAGUCAGACGCCACACGGUCAAACAAGCUUGAUCGACCUGAAGAAACAUCCGAAUUGCAUCAGCGCGGGCGGUGGAUUCGGCCCGGUAGCGGACGACGGGUACGGGGUCUCAUACAUAAUCGUCGGUGAAGAUAAACUCUUUUUCCAUGUCUCCAGCAAGAGGAGUUGUCCCAUCACGAGUUCCUCAAACUUUGUGCAGCAAAUCGAACGCUCUCUGAAAGACGUUCAGGACCUCUUCGUUGAAUAUAUGAAACUCAAAAGUUGUCAAAAGUAGCAAAUACUUAGAAAUAAGUCUUGAUAUUUCCGUUGUUUUUAUAUAUAUAUUGAGUAGUUAUUAAUCAUUUUUACGAUUUUACACCAUUGUCUAGAUGUUUAGACUAGUCUUGCGUUUGGGAUUUGUUUCUGUUAUUUAAACUAUGUGAUAACUGUUCACAAUACUAAUAUUCGUUUUAUAGAAGAUUACUUAAAAAUUCUCUAGUCCUUGAGAUGAGAUUUAGACUCGUUAUCUUUCGCAAUCGUGGCUAUGCUCUAAUCUAAUAUUGCGAUGACCGAUAGCGUAGCGAAACUAAUAUAUUUCACAAGCACUUAUUUCUUUUGAUACGGGAAGCAUAUCGAUGAUACAAUGUACAGGCAAACAAACAGCCGAAACAAAUAAUAUUACAAGUAAUGUUUACUACAGAUCAUCACACUGCUAUUAACAUACAUAGGCGAGUGUUACCUUAAUUAGGGGACGCUCAUAUUAGUGUAAUUAUUAUAUCUAAGGUGCUCAAGGGAUAAUAUUUAGAUUGUAUACACUUCUCGAGACUAAUUACAGCAAGUUCCAACUGAUGUGGCGCAUUGUGAAUCUUAGUAUGAGACGAAGACCUACCAAAUUUGACAACUGUAAUUGCACAUUCGGUACGAUUAAUUUAAAUAAUUAUUCCUGUUUCAAUAUGUUUCCGUCUCACUCGAUCUCAAUGGACACCAAUCGCGUGGAUUGCCUGAUGGCGGAAGAUUUAACUUACUGUACUUAGUUUUUGUAAAUCUCACGUAAACGAAUUUCUCGUAAUUCUUUUGAAAAAUUAAGCUGUUUACACACAGUUUAUAUAACGGACGGAUAGCGGAUGAGUAAUUUCCCCCUGACCAUACUAGUCUAACCAUCAGUUAAACCAAUGAGUAAUAUCACUUUUUUGUUGUUGUUGUAACAUGUAGUUUAUGUGAACGACUUACACUGGUUUUUUAGGUUAAGCAAAGACUCAAAGUAUUCUUUAGAUGCAAGUAUACAAAUAAUAUUGUGAAUAAAAAUAUGCAAAGGAAAUGAAAGUGUUCAAAAGAGCAAUGAAUUUGUUAAUGGAUGCCCUUAUAUAGUGCAGGUUUAUAAUUAAUCAAUUAGAUACAAUUUAUCGAUAUAAUGAUUUUCCUAUAUAUAUAUUAUGUAAAGACAAAUCAGUGUGAUAAAUCAUGGCUAAGUACAUGUAACUGUUUAUUAUUUACAUGCCUUAAUUUACGACGAUGCACGCUGUAAUUAAUCUUCAAAUUCAUCGUGUUGAUUAAUUAAUAAACACGGUAUUUAAUAUAUUUGCGAUCGCGAUCCUCUGUCGAUAAAAUGGUGAUACUAUAUCUGGCCUUGAGAAAUUGUCGAAACAUAGGUACUAUCGAAACUAUCGCCUAACACCAAUGAUAUUUUAUGUAAUGACUGCGAAUAAGAGUUUAAAAAUAGUCAAAUAUGCUGAUUAUCAAAUAGCACUUUAGAACUCCACUCAUAUCUACUAUCGGAUCACAAGUUUGAUGUUAACGAGAAAAGCCAAAGAAAUUUAGAAACAAUUAUAUGUAAAACUUUUUCUUAAGGUCAAUUAUAGAUUGCUAAACUAUUGCUACUACAAAAACAUAAGGUAAACUCCACGAUAGCCGCUAGUAAUAAUAUUUAGGCCUGUGUAAUUGUAAGGGUUUUUUUUUUAAUAUUCGUUCUCGUUUGUGGGGGUAAUAAUUCUGGGGCAAUACAUAGAAUAGCCGGGAUUUGCAAUUACUCUAAUCUAAGCCUCAGCCUGUUCGUGAUUGUGUUCAAAAUUGUACGUAGAAAUUGGCUGUUUUGUCAAUAAUAUACCGGUGUACUGCUGUGUACAUAUUGCAUUAAAAAUAUCAUAAUAUAUUUAAUUGAUGUUACCUAGCGAUUAUGUGGCUGUUUUUAUUUUUUAUAUAAUGCCAAUCUGAAAUGUAAACUUUAGGGAAUUUUAAUUGUAAACGCCGGCUUGAUGAGCAAAGGCAAAAGCUACCUCCUUAAGCCGUCCACCUAUAGAAAUCUCAUAUUAUCAAUAUUCAAAUACGUAAACAUUUCAAAUUACUUCAGUCUAUGGCCACAUCCACUUUCCUUUGACUUAAGAUGCAUUUUCUUUAUUGCUUUUCGAUAAUUUCAAUUUACUCAAUUGUACCUAAACCAGCAACGAGACAACAGUAAAAAAUGAAGGUCUCAUUCUCUGGAAAUGAUAAUAGAUUAAUGUGUAUUUGUUUUUAAUAAAUUAGUUCUAUGUUUGGUGUAGGGAUAACUAUUUAUUAAAACAGAUCGGUUAUGAUUAAGUAAACAGAACAACUAAAUUUUACAUUGAAUAUUUUAAAAUAUAUUUUAUAAUAAUCUAUUUAUAGUACUUAUAACAACAAAUAAAACUCAUUAGUAAUUACAUGAUAUCCUGCUGUGCCUUCUAUCUAAUAAUUAUGUUAUCAAAAAAUAUAGUUAUGAAUUACACAUCUUACCGUUAAGGAUCUAUAUUAGAAAAUUAUAUUAAUAAUAGUUUUGAACUUGAAUUUUGUGUUAAGCUACUUACAGUGUCAGGCUAUUGUAAAUAAAUAUUAUUUGGAUAUUAAUUAUUUUCAUUACCUUAUUAAUAUACAUAUGCAAGAAAUAACCUUUCUUCCGAUUGCAUCGUGUAUGUUUCUCUUGGUUCACUCUCUGGCAGAAUUUUUGGAAUCGUUGUCGGAUAAAAUAGCCCGGGCUGCCGCCUUCGCCUUGCAAAUCACUACAAAGUAUAAAACAAUGUUGCUUUCUUUGUCCCUAUAUUCCCAUAUAUGCUUAAAUCUUUAAAACUACGCAACUGAUUUUCAUGCGGUUUUUUUUUUAAUAGAUAGAUUGAUUGGAGAUGAUGGUUUUAUGUAUAGUAAGUUUUUAGGUUUUGUACAAACUGACGAUAUUACAACGAUAUUAGGUCAAUAUGUUGGAAAAAAUAAAGCCGAUCUGAAGCUUUCCUCGAAAACGCUGCCAAAAACUUUUGAGUUAUAACAAAACAUUGUGGAAUUGUACCUCUUUAAUAGAUCUACAAAAAAGUCCGCGGUGGUAUAUGUCUAUAUUCCAAGGAUAACCUACAAUAACC